This is a messenger RNA of Humulus lupulus (European hop), 940 nucleotides long. RefSeq lists its product as uncharacterized. The transcript is spliced from 4 exons. Bases 174 to 815 code for a protein of 213 amino acids. The record is from RefSeq and is a predicted model, not a curated record. NCBI's taxonomy places the organism in Eukaryota, Viridiplantae, Streptophyta, Magnoliopsida, Rosales, Cannabaceae.
AAGUCUAACAAGAACCGGGUCAAUAGACCAUGUAACUUCAGUCCCGACGGCCCAACCCAGUCAGUUUCAGCGCCGAAAAGAGCCUCUCAAACUCCAAAAAUAAAAUUGGCAGUAAUAGUAUAGCGCGAGGGGGGGAAAAGGAAAAACCACCUCAACUCAAUCAAGAAUCAACUAUGGAAUUUGCGUGCUCUGAUCUGAAUCUCUGGCAAGAAGCUCUAUCUGCUUACCCUUCCCGCAUACAAUCUCUCAACAAACCCAAUUUGGUUUCGCUCGAUGACUAUUACCGCAACGAACUCCCACCUCUCCUCCACCAGCGAAACCCUAGCCCUUACAUCACCACCUCCGAGCUCUCAAAGCUCAUGCAGUGGAAACUUACCCGUGGAAAAUGGAGGCCGCGUCUGUUGGAUUUUGUUUCGGCUUUGGACGAAGACCUGGUAAAAUCGGCAUCGCAAAAGGGGUUUCAAUCCCUGCCCGAUAUAUCGAAAGCUCUAUCUGAGCUUACGGUGCUCAAAGGCGUUGGUCCAGCCACGGCUUCAGCGAUCCUGGCAGCUUACGCCCCUGAUGUAGCGCCAUUCAUGUCAGAUGAGGCUAUGGAGGCAGCUUUGGGAAACUCUAAAGAUUACUCGGCGAAGCAAUAUCUGUUGUUUGCAAAUAAAUUACAGACUAAAGCAAAGGAGUUGAGUUCAGAAGAAGGGAGCUUCACACCAUCAGACGUGGAAAGAGCGUUAUGGAGUUCUGUUGUAGGGGAAAAGGUGCAACCUUCACAGUCAAAGUCUAAUCAAAUUCAAAAUUCAAGACAAAAGAGAAAACGUUAAUUUUGUAUUACCUUUGUCGACAUCAGCUUUUGUAAAUUUGAACUCAUAGAUUGUUAAAUGCUUCUUUUAUUUGCCAAAACAGUGUUUUACCAACUGAGUUUAAUUUGAGUGAAUUCUUUUUUUUA